AGCAGGGUUGUACCAUUCUCCUGUGGUGGGCGUGUAUGAACAUGAGUUAGCCAAAGUGAUAAAUGACGUUAGUGACUACAGUUAGCUAAAAUGUCUCUUUUGCAUGUCAGCUGAAGGAAAGGCUUUUCUUCAGACGUCUUCGCGAAAUUAAUCGUCAAUUUACUGAGAAAGACCUGUAUCGUUUGGGCUAGCCAGUUAGCGUUAAUCUUUAAUUUUGCAAUAGCUAAUACACCCAAGACUGACUUUAAAGGACGACGGAGAUUCAGUGUGCUAGCUAACGUUAGACAGAAAAAUACUGAAAUGCUUUUGAUGUGAAUAACCAUCAUUUCAUUUAGUCACCGUGCACAUAUCUCGCCAGCAUUAGUGCUGGAUUUCUAUCUGCCAUGAUGUAUGGGAGAUCUGGAUGACAGGAAGAUGGCGAGUGGGAUUGGAAAACACAAGCUUGUGGUUGUUGGACCAACGGAGCCAUGGUCAGUCAGGGAGAAGUUGUGUUUGGCCACAUCUGUCAUGAAGAGUGGAGAUCAGAACUGGGUCUCUGUCAGUCGAGCCAUCAAACCAUUUGCAGAAGCUGGUAGACCACCUGACUGGUUCUCCCAAAAGCACUGUGCCUCAAAAUAUUCUGAGCUGUUGGAAACAACAGAAGCUCCCAAGCGGAAACGUGGUGAGAAAGGAGAGGUUGUGGAGACAGUGGAGGACCUGAUAGUCCGCAGGCUCACAGCUGAGAGGAUUGAAGAACUAAAAAAGUUGAUCAAAGAAACACAGGAGAAGCACAGGAAGCUGAAGAGGGAGGCUGAACUGAUCCAAGCGGGCCACUUAGAUUCCAAGCUAGAAGAUUUAUGGGAAGAAAUUCUUCAAAAGAAGAAACAGGAAGAAGAAGAAGCAGAGAUAAAAAGAAAGAGCACAGAUGCAGCAUAUCAGGCCAGACAGGUGGCGAAGAGCACUCCUAAGCGAGUGCCAGGCGUCACCAUGCAUUCGCCCACCGGCUGUGGUUCCCCAAGCCAGGAGUUCUCACCAGGUGACUCACUCGAAUGCUUGACACUGGAUCUUGCAUCUACAAAAAAUGCUUCAGGAUCAGCCAGGUUAAUACCUUUGGCUGAAUCUCCCGGAGCUAACGAAGACAUCAACCACGGGACACUCCUGGACGACUCCACACAAAAGAAGCUGUUGAAUCAGAAGGCUACGCCUCCGCCAUCUCCACUCCUGUCCGAGUUACUGAAGAAAGGCACUAUCUUGCCUGCAAAUUCCAGACUGAUUGGGGAAGGUGACCUCUCUGCUGGUCACAUGACAGGAUCAGGAACCUCACCUAGCCUACCUGUCUCUACAGGUGCACCAAUGCUGUCUCGUCUACUGGAGGCUGGCCCCACUCAGUUUUCAGCCCCGUUAGGUUUUAUGGUCAAUGCAGACUCUGGGUCCAGUGUUCCUGUCUCUGCCACCACACCAGCCACUGUGGACACGAACGUCUCAGGAUGUGCAGAGCGUGAUGUGAUGGUGCCAUCUAUGCCCCCUGGAUGUCCGACCAUCUCAGCCGGAGAUAAGAUGUCAGAGCUCAGUGAAGAAGACGUGACUGUGUCCUACAUGGGAGACGAACUGGACUUAAAGACAGUGGGGGACAUCAUAGCCAUCAUUGAAGACAAGGCUGAUGAGACAGCGGAGGCGUUGGAUGCAGCUGCAGUGGAGGCUGCUCUGUCACUUUGUGAGGAGAAUGGUCAUGCUCUGGCUGGUGACUGGGAAGCUGGGCCUUUUCAGCCCCAUGAAUCUCAUCCCACAGUGGCCCCUGGAGACCCACAGUCUUCCUCUCAUCAGACUAGCCUGGUGGGAAAUACAGAAGGGUUAGAAGUACAUGGUGGGACUUCAGCUCCACUUUCCUCACUGUGCAAUAGUCGAGAUAACUGCCUUGCAGCAUUCCCUGUAGGACUAAGGGGCCUUUCUCCCACCUCCUUAUCCUCCUGCAACUCAAGUUUGGACCACUGCCACCCACGUCCACAGUCCGAGGCAGUGAGGGACACUAGAGACCAGGUGCAGCGGGAAAGCCAAAUGUCAACGAAUGUUACCAUAAAAAGUGAGAGUGAGAAGUGGGCACAGCAGAGACCUGAUAAACCACAUGGAGACUCAGUAUUAGAAGAUAGGCCACUGACAGAAAGGCAUCUCAAGGAGAUGAAAGCAAAGGAGGUAUCACAUGUAGGGGGAGGGGGAAAUGCCUCCCGGACUCAAGUGAACAUUGAGGUCAACGGGCCAGGAGUGUGUGGAGUAAAAGUGGAGGAGGAGGAUGGAGCUGAGGCAUUUCUGUCCGAGCCAGAUGGAGAGACGGAGUUAGAACCUGCGGCCAGCGAGAGUGAGGAUGGAUACAGCCUCCACACGGCGUCCUCGUCUCUGCAACUCAACACAGCUGCAGACUCCAUCCCCAGCAGCCCUGCCUCAUCUCAGUUCUCUAUGUGCAGUGAAGAUCAGGAAGCUUUACAAGCACAAAAGAUCUGGAAGAAAGCCAUUAUGCUGGUGUGGCGAGCAGCAGCCAAUCACAGGUAUGCAAAUGUCUUCCUGCAGCCAGUAACCGAUGAAAUUGCACCUGGAUACCACAGUAUUGUGCACAGGCCCAUGGACUUGGCCACGAUAAAGAAGAACAUUGAGACCGGAUUGAUACGGACCACAGCUGAGUUCCAGCGGGACAUCAUGUUGAUGUUUCAGAAUGCGGUCAUGUACAACAGCCUCGAUCAUGACGUUUACCACAUGGCCCUGGAGAUGCAGCGCGACGUCCUGGAGCAGGUCCAGCAGUUUCUCGCAACCCAGCUCAUCAUGGAGACAUCUGAGUCUGGUAUCAGCGCCAAGAGCCUGAGGGGCCGUGAGAACACACGCAAACAGGACUCUACUGACAAGGUGCUUCACUAGAGUUUUGACAAAAGCAGAGUUCAGAAGAAGAGACAAGGGAUGGGGGCACUAGGGGGCGCCGUUGUGCCAUGGAAGCCGACCUCAAGAUGAAGAAAUGAGCCUCGGAAGAUUUUAGUUGACAGCGUCCUGAAGUUGAAGUGAACUGUGAAAUACUUUUCAGUCUCUGUCAGCUGCAUGGAUGCACACUUUAAAUACAAUGAGCGUUAAUGUGCAGUGCACUCUAGAUUAAGUGGGUAGACUGUAAUGUGUAGAAGCUCAUUUCAGACAGCUGCACAGACAAGGAUUACAUACAGUAUAAUCCCACAUUACAAAGGGGCAUUGAAACGACUAGGUUAAACCUGUCAUAGACAUAGCUGCAAACUAAGCCUGCUAUAACAUAUGUCAGGUUGUACUAAUGAAGACGAGUAUGGAAAGAAGCAGCGAUAAUUUGUUAAACUGCAGGCCAAAGAUUGUGAUUCAUUUCUUAUUUUUAAAUACCCUAAGCCCCAGAAAUGAAAUAUGCAGGCUCACAUAAUAAUUUCAGACAACAUUUUCACUGUGGAUGAAAAAAAUGUUUUUUUUUUGUUUUUUUUUUAAUUAUUUUUAAUUGUGUUGAUAUUUUGUUUGUGCUGAAUUGAUUUUUACCAUGGAUACGCUUCCUGUGAAACAGUACUUAUAUACAUUUUCUUACUAAUUUUCAGUGUUUUAAGCAAAUGUCACGGUUCAGCUCGUCUGUAUUAAUCUGUGUUAUGAUCUUUAAACCUUACAAUGUCAACAAUAAAACUAACUAGAGGGCACUAAAAAUGCUUCUUCCGUUUCAUAGUAUGUAUUAAUACCAAAACACAAGUAGUUUUGUUACUGCUAUAGUUAUUUACUGCUGUUGAAGUCCUCUUGUUCAUCCUCUUUCCUUUUCUAACUCUAACCUCGCUGUGUUUGAACUGCCCAGUCAGAAGCAACGUUCUGUUAUUGAGUUGUGCACAAGUCAGUGAAAAUGUUUUGAUAUUCAUUUGCAAGUGUGAAUAGUUGGCAUUUCAUAUCUUUGCCUUUUUUCUUUUUUUUUUUUUAAAUAAAGUCUUGCUUUUGUGAAAUU
Molecule: messenger RNA, 3952 nt
Organism: Sphaeramia orbicularis (orbiculate cardinalfish)
Lineage: Eukaryota; Metazoa; Chordata; Actinopteri; Kurtiformes; Apogonidae
Gene: brd8a
Product: bromodomain containing 8a
Exons: 19
Coding region: 391-2883 (830 amino acids)
Cellular component (GO): NuA4 histone acetyltransferase complex
Molecular function (GO): protein binding
Source: RefSeq, a predicted model, not a curated record